Messenger RNA from Colletotrichum phormii, 532 nucleotides. RefSeq lists its product as uncharacterized. The coding region runs from base 104 to 442 and encodes 112 amino acids. Lineage: Eukaryota; Fungi; Ascomycota; Sordariomycetes; Glomerellales; Glomerellaceae. The transcript is spliced from 2 exons. The record is from RefSeq and is a predicted model, not a curated record.
GCGUUCAAUCGGAUCUCUUUUGAUAGUUUGAAGGCGAACUAAUGCCAAUGCCCGCAGCCCAGAAGCCUAGAAGCAGUUCAUGUGCGCUCUACGGAAAUGAGUAAUGCGAUUGAUGUGUGCACCUCACCUCCACGACGAAGGUGUCCUCACAGCGCUCACGUCCUAUCAUUUCACACCUACAGAUACGGGAACACGGGCACACGGGCUCUCCUCACCGUCGGCCGGCCCAUCCUCAGGUGAGAAAAAGAGAGGGCUAAGAAGACACCAAGGCCAAGAGAGACGGUCUGCGACUGUCGUGAGAAGAGGCAAUGAUAGGCACCUGGUGGUACGAACAGCUCAGCAGAGCUUCGCUUUAGGGCAAGUCGGAAGCGCAGAGCUUCGGCAAGCCGCGAAGGGCAGAGGUGAGGGUGUUGGAGGGGGAGAAAAGGAGGGGGUGAGUUGAAAUGACGGCAUGGGGGUCACCGACGCAGGCACGGGGGUUUAGCUGUGCUGCACACACUCUCUUUUCAAGAGAGAAUGCACAGAAUGGACG